AGCUUAGCCCCGCCCACUCUGUUGACACGUGUGUUGCCUGUUUGCAGCAUGGCUUCGUCUGCCAAGCGGAGAGCAGUAGGUCUGGGUGAAAAUCCAGAGGAAAGUGAAAACAGCUCUGAUGAGAUUCCGGAGGAGGAGGAUGAUUCCGGAGAGGAGGACAGCGAGGCAUCGGAGGAGGAGAUCAAUGAGGAGGUCGUUGUGGACUUCGAAGCCCACACCAUUUCAGACAACGACUUCAAUGGCAUUAAGAAACUCUUACAACAGGUCUUCCUGAAGGCUCAUGUAAAUACAUCAGAGAUGACCGACAUCAUCAUACAACAGAAUCAUGUUGGAAGUGUCAUCAAGCAAGCUGAGGUGCCAGAAGACAGCGAUGACGACGACCCAGAUGAGGUGUUUGGAUUUAUCACUAUGCUCAACCUAACCGAGAGAAAGGGUGUGCAGUGUGUGGAGGAAAUUAAGGAGCUGAUCGUGGACCAGUGCGAGAAGAACUCUCCCCAUAGUGUGACGGAGCAGCUAGAGCAGAUCCUCAGUGACACCAGCAAGCCUGUGGGGCUGCUGCUGAGUGAGCGCUUCAUCAAUGUGCCUCCACAGAUUGCCCUCCCACUGCACAAACAUCUCCAGGAAGAAAUAGCUGAAGCCCAGAGGACAAAUAAGCCCAGUGGGAGAUGUCACUAUUGUCUGAUGAUCAGCAAGACCUGCAAAGAGGCAAGCAAAUCUAUUCCAGCCAGAGGAGGAGCUCCCAAAGAGGAAUACCAGUUUGUGAACGCAGAGGAGGAAUUCUUCUAUGAGCAAGCCAUCAUCAAGUUCCACUACUCUGUCCAGGAAGAGGCAGACUCGUGUUUGAGCGGCAGGUGGUCGUUUGAUGAUGUUCCCAUGAAACCUUUCAGGACAGUGAUGCUGAUACCAGCUGACAGAAUGCCUGUCGUUAUGGACAAACUGAAAGAAUAUCUAACAGUGUGAACCUCACAAUAAACUAAGUCACCUAUGCACACAUUGAAGACCUUCAGGCUCGUGGAUACGGCUCAAUACAAGACUCUACAAAAAAUGUUCUUUUGGUAAUGUCAGCGCCAGUAUUGCAAACCUGACGUUUAUUACAUGUUGUUUUUAGCAGUUUAAGAGAUGCAGUUUUUACAAAUUCCUGGUACACUGCAGAAAUAUAUAGUUUUAUGAGGUGAACAGAAAUACAGCAUCACAUCAUGCUUCUUUAAAGACUUUUAUUACAAGAUUAUGAACCAAAUCUUUUAUGUUUAUGACAGCUGAUACAUGAGCUUGCAGUCCAGUCUCAGCAGAUGAAGAAGGGAGCCAGUGUCAUUUGUCAUUAAGUCAAAUUGCCAACUGAUUAAAAUCUGGUCAUUCUUAUGUGCUUGUUUACAGUAACUUGAUAAAAGACUAAAUUUCACAAAUCUGGAUUGUUGACACAUACAGGAGCAGAAUCUUAUAUGGGGUUUGUUUCUUUGUUUGUAAUCCAUUUCUAUAGAUACCUUUCCACUGAUUAAUAAUAAAUAUAUUAUAUCUCCGUG
This is a messenger RNA of Scatophagus argus, 1520 nucleotides long. RefSeq names its product BRCA2 and CDKN1A interacting protein. Gene Ontology annotation, cellular component: nucleus. The transcript has 7 exons. Bases 49 to 960 code for a protein of 303 amino acids. Lineage: Eukaryota; Metazoa; Chordata; Actinopteri; Scatophagidae. The record is from RefSeq and is a predicted model, not a curated record.